CCACCCUCGCACCUUCGCCUUUUAGUCCCCUUCACACACACCCACACACAGCUUUCAGCCGGGCCCCGAGUUGCCUUCUGUGAGAGCGCAGAUCUCUCCUCAUCUGCCGUGCUUUUCAAGCCUUCCGGCCCGAAGCUGGCAGAGCAAGUGCGCCUCGACGAGGCUCACCCCCUACAGGCGCCUCCAGGCCGAUCUCCUUCGGGGCACCGCGACCAUCGGUCCCCCUCCCCUGGGCUCUUCUUCACAUCUCCCCCCGCGCAUCUGAGUCCCUGGACCUGGUCGCUGUCGCAAUGCUCUCUCUUGCACUCAGCUUCUCCAAGCUCCUUGGCCAGCCGGAGGAUAUUCACACCCUUGUUCUCGGCCUUGAGGGUGCCGGCAAGACGACCAUCCUUGAGUGCUUUCGGCAGCUGAUUCUAAAGCAGCCUCGUCGGCUAAUUAUGCCCACGAGCGGGCUCAAUGUCGCAUCAUUGGACAUCCCCUCCGGAUCACUCUUUUCUCCCGGCACCAAAGUCAACCUCCUGGACAUGAGCGGGCGGAUGGAGUGGCGCAAGCUCUGGGCCAAAUACUUUCAACGGGCACAGGCACUCAUUUUUGUGAUCGACUCGACCGACGUGCCGCGCCUUGCGCCGGCCGUGGAAACACUGCUCGGGCUCCUGAAGCACCAGGAUCUCCAUCAAAAGCCGGUGCUGAUCCUUUUCAACAAAAGCGACCAUCCCGAUGCCCUCCCCCUUCACAAUCUAAUCCCGCUGCUCGAGGAGGCUGGCCUCUUCGAGGAUGACGAGGGCUUGGCCGAUGCCGGGAUAGAUGGCCUUUCGGGCUCUGACACCGAAGAUGCCCCUCCUCCGGCCAUGGUGGACCUCACCUCGACCGCCGAUCUGGCCUCCACAGCCACGCCCUCAUCUCUGGAGAGCCUGUCGCCAUCGGGGGUUCCAGCUUCAGUCGAGGCACCUCCCCUUGCGCCGACGCCCAUCGACUUCCUGGAAAACCGCCCUCUCCGGGUGCAGGCCAGCAGCGGUCUGAGUGGCGAGGGGCUUCUUUUGGCACUUGAGUGGCUGAUUACGGCCUCCCGGCGGGCGGCCAGGGCCCAAACUGUCCGGGCAGCCGGGUGAGUGGACCGCCUCUUUGACCGCCGGGGAUUGUAGUGCUGCUGCUCGCGCGCACACGCACACGCGCACGCACACGCACACGCACACGCACGCAUACACCCGGCCAUCCCCGAUGGGCCCCUUGUCAAGCCCGAUCACCACUCUUGAGGCCUCAUACGUUGGCACUCACCUUGCCCGAUGCGUCCCUUUCGCACUUUUCGCAUGGGUGAGAGGUGUCCCCCUUUUGGCGGGCGAUGGGCGACACCACACUCCCGAUGGGCCUUGAUCGCACCUACGUGAGGGCGAAGUGGGAAGAUGGUGGUUGGAGGAGGAGGAGGAGGGCGCGCUUGGGGCCCUGUAGAAUGUGGACAAUGCUCCAAAUAAAAUACCGCCUAUGUGGGGAAACCAGUAGAUCAG
Molecule: messenger RNA, 1502 nt
Organism: Fonticula alba
Lineage: Eukaryota; Rotosphaerida; Fonticulaceae
Exons: 5
Coding region: 291-1109 (272 amino acids)
Biological process (GO): intracellular protein transport; protein localization to organelle; Golgi to plasma membrane protein transport
Cellular component (GO): Golgi apparatus
Molecular function (GO): GTPase activity; GTP binding
Source: RefSeq, a predicted model, not a curated record